This is a messenger RNA of Orbicella faveolata, 2049 nucleotides long. RefSeq names its product MAM and LDL-receptor class A domain-containing protein 1-like. Gene Ontology annotation, biological process: proteolysis. Gene Ontology annotation, molecular function: serine-type endopeptidase activity. Gene Ontology annotation, cellular component: membrane. NCBI's taxonomy places the organism in Eukaryota, Metazoa, Cnidaria, Anthozoa, Scleractinia, Merulinidae. The record is from RefSeq and is a predicted model, not a curated record.
AUGCGAAGCGGCCAACUCGAGUUUAGAAAUCCAAGUGAGAAUUUUUUUUAUUUAUUCUAUUUAUUGAAUUUUCCAACUUUGCAGUUGAUAUUCGAAGGAAUACGUGGAUACAGUUACACUGGUGAUAUUGCUGUUGACAAUGUGGUGCUGAAAGAAUGUGGCGGCGGGGCAGGAGGAGGAGGAGGAGGAGGAUGUGCCUUUGAGUGCAAUUUCGACAAAUCGAUGUGCAGGUUUGUUCAAGACAAAAAUGACGUAUUUGACUGGACGCGAAUAAAAGGGAGAACUCCGUCGUUGGGUACAGGCCCUUCCGCUGACCACACCGGAAAUGGAUCAUACAUGUACAUAGAAGCAACGUACGCUAGCCAAGGUGACAAUGCAAAACUAAACAGCCCCAAGCUGCAAUUUGGUGGAAACAUGUGUCUUAUGUUCUAUUAUCAUAUGUAUGGUGCAGACAUUGCGACGCUAAAUGUGAUGAUUAAUGGAAACAAAGUUUUCACCGCAAGUGGGGAUAAGGGCAACAUGUGGCUGAGAGCAGCUGUAGAUGUGCAUGUAUCGGGAAUGUACGCGGUUGUAUUUGAAGGGAUACGGGGAAGCAGUUUCCGCGGUGACAUCGCAAUAGACGAUUUCCGGCUGGCUCCAGGGAGUUGUCCCACAAUAAGUCCAUCGACUCCAGCAACCACCUCGCUACCCACAAGCCCACAAUUGCAAGUCUUUCGUUGUACUUUCGACCAAUCAAUGUGCGGCUUUGUUCAGGAUACAAAUGACACUUUUGAUUGGACGCGAAAUCGGGGAAGUACUCCGUCCUCUCCAACAGGACCGGAUUACGACCACACUACUGGAAGUGGCUACUAUAUGUACAUAGAAACAUCAAGUCCUCGAGUGGAAGGCGACAAUGCAAUCCUUGUCAGUCCCAAGUUGUUAUUUACUGGGAAGAAGUGUCUUCAGUUCUACUAUCACAUGUUCGGCGCAAGUAUGGGGAAAUUAAACGUGUUCUUAAAUGGAGCAAGAGUCUUCUCUGCGUGUAAGGAUAAAGGAAACAAGUGGCUUAAAGCGGAGAUAGAUGUAAAUUUAUCGGGAAUGUACGAGGUUACAUUUGAAGGAAUAGUGGGAAGCAGUUACACAAGUGACAUCGCAAUAGACGACUUCUUGUUGGUUCCAGGGAGUUGUUCCUCGACUACUCCUCCACCACGUUCUUGUGGCAUUCGUCCUCACACAAGGAUUGUUGGUGGUGCUAAUGCGAAACAUGGCGACUGGCCUUGGCAAGUUCAGUUACGUACCACAUCAGGCUUUGUUUAUUGUGGGGGUUCCCUGAUCUAUCCUCAGUGGGUGCUUACAGCGACUCAUUGUGUCAAGGGAGAUCCACCAAGCUCUGUUGUGAUAAGAGCUGGUGAGUACAAUAGUGCUAGCGUUGAUGGAACUGAACAGGACAUCAAAGUAGUCAAAGUGAUAACUCAUCCAUUGUACCACAAUCCUGUGCAAUACAGUAAUGACAUUGCCUUACUCAAAUUGGAAAAACCAGCCACGCUAAACAGGUACGUAAAUCUGGUAUGUCUUCCCCAUUCCGUCCCCGAACCAACUGACGGUACCAAGUGCUGGAUCACAGGCUGGGGCAGACUUGCUUCCGGUGGAGCCACUCCAAACAUUCUUCAGCAGGCUCAGGUUCCGAUAGUCAAUCGCACCCGCUGUGAUAAAGCCUACCCAGGAAAGAUCCAUGACUCCAUGAUCUGCGCGGGCCUGGACCAGGGUGGAAUUGACACCUGUCAGGGGGAUAGUGGAGGACCGAUGGUGUGUGAGACUGGUGGGAAGUUUUACCUUCAAGGCGCCACCAGCUGGGGCUAUGGAUGUGCUCAACCUGGCAAGUUUGGGGUCUAUGCUAAAGUGAAAAACCUGUUGCCAUGGCUUAACAAAGAGGUGUCCAACAACUGACCUUAACUAACCGGCGAAGGUUUCUCGACGGGAUUUAAUUUUAAACUUUCUUCUCCCAGUAUGUGAGGAAGAAAAACGAAUAAUCUUGGGGAAUUAAUGGUGAAUAAAAGCAUUGAAAAGAUA